UAUUUAGAAUAAAUUAUGUCUUGUCUAAACUCAUGGCCAAUCCUUAGUUUUAUUCCUUCAAGUCUUGCAACUAAGGUAAAGAAAGCUUUUGUAUUUGGAGGUGCAGGAAAUGAAGCGUUGCUAACACUAACCAAUGGUGAUGUUUAUGCACUAGGGUUUAAUGGAAAUGGCUGCUUAGGGGUUGGAGAUGGUUCAAGUACAUUAGAGCCUAAAAUAAUUGAACAAUUAUGUCAGAAAGAUAUUGUUCAACUUGCUUAUGGAAUGGGUCCUCAUGUUUUAGCAGUUACAGAUUCUGGUGAACUGUAUAGUUGGGGUCAUGGUGGAUAUGGUCAACUUGGUCAUACAUCUGAAGAAAAAUCUAAACCAGUUUUGGUUUAUAUGCAGAAAAAAGUAAUUCAAGUUGCUUGUGGUUCGUAUCACUCAAUUGCUUUAACUGAAGAUGGAGAGGUUUAUGCUUGGGGCUCAAAUAACUGUGGUCAACUUGGUUUGGGUAUAUCAAACAACCAAGCUACACCAAAGCGAGUUUCUUUAAUACCUUCAAAGAAAAUAGUUUCAGUUUCUUGCGGCCAGUCUUUUACUGUUAUGUUAACUACUGAUGGAGAAUUGUACUCUUGGGGUUACAAUGGUAAUGGUCAACUCGGAAUAGAAAAUAAUACAAAUCAGUUGCAACCUGUUCGAGUUACAGGAUCUCUUUUUGGAAAAUUUAUAGAAAAAAUUGUAUGUGGAAUGGCACAUGUACUUGUACUCACUGAUAUUGGUGAGUUAUACAGUUGGGGUGCAAACUCAUAUGGCCAACUUGGUCUUGGAACUACCCAUAAUACAUCUGUACCAACACUCAUUAACACAACCACUGAUGAUAGGUGGUCGGAUAUUGCAGCUCAUCACUAUAAUCAUAUAUCUGCUGGUGUAACUAUAUCUGGAAAGAUCUAUAUGUGGGGGCAUUGUCAUGGAUUAACCAUAUUAUCACCAAGAGAAGUUGCUGUAAAUAAUCUUGAUGGAGUAUUUUCUUGUUUUGGAAUGCCACAGAUAAUGUACAAGUUCAUUGAUAUUGAUCAUGAAGAGAACCAAACUAUAAAAGAAGCUAUUGCAAAGUCAUUUAAUGAAUCAGAAACAAGUGACAUAACAUUUCUUGUUGAUGGAAAAGAAAUACAUGCACACAAGUCAAUACUCAAAAUCAGAUGCCACUAUUUUCGUAAUAUGCUUCAUUCUAACUGGAAGGAAUCAGAUAAAAGGGAAAUUGAAGUGGCGCAGUUUAGUUAUAAUGUGUACGAGGCGUUUAUUCGAUACUUGUAUACUGAUUUUGUAGAUUUACCUCCCCAUGAUGCCAUUGCAUUGCUCGAUUUAGCUGAUGCUUAUUGUGAAUUACGCUUAAAGAAACAAUGUGAAAAUAUGAUUAAAAAAGGUAUAUCCAUUGAAAAUGCUGCCAUGCUUCUCGAGACAUCGAUAAAAUAUAGUGCAAAGAGCUUAGAGGAUUAUUGUUUCCGAUUUGCAUUGAACCACCUUACUGCUGUUACUCAAACGGAAGCUUUCAGAAAUCUCGACGGUGAGACAGUAAAGGCGUUCAUAAUAAAAGCAGGUAUAAGUGGAGCAUUCAAAAGGUAAAAUAUCGGAAUAAAGUUAGUAAUAUAUAGAUAUAGUUACAUAUUUCUGGCCGAAGUAAAGUUUUAUAGCCACCUGGCAAGCGUGUGGUUUUGCACCAAAAAACUUGAGCAGCUGGGCUUUCUCUAUCGUAAAUAAUGUUAAUAAUGUAUAUUUAUUCACAGAUAUUUAUAUUUUGUUUAUAAGUUUAAUCAGAAACAUUUUCAUUUUUUUUGUUGUUGUUGAUAUUUUUAUUAUAAAAAUGUUGUAAUAGUAAACUAAAUAAUGUUAUGUUUAUUUAUCUUUUAUAAAUAUGAAAAUUGUUAUAUUGAAGACAAAUUAUAUUAGAAUUUUUGAAUUAACUAAAAGAAAUUAUUUUUAUUAUUUUAACGUUUUUUUUUAAAAUACAUGAAUAAAAUAGUA
This is a messenger RNA of Hydra vulgaris (swiftwater hydra), 2001 nucleotides long. RefSeq names its product RCC1 and BTB domain-containing protein 1. The record is from RefSeq and is a predicted model, not a curated record. Gene Ontology annotation, molecular function: protein binding. NCBI's taxonomy places the organism in Eukaryota, Metazoa, Cnidaria, Hydrozoa, Anthoathecata, Hydridae.